This is a messenger RNA of Cladocopium goreaui, 3408 nucleotides long. The record is from the annotation of a GenBank genome assembly. NCBI's taxonomy places the organism in Eukaryota, Dinophyceae, Suessiales, Symbiodiniaceae.
AUGCCUGCGGGCGACUUCGUGGAGAUGUCCACGGUGAUUCGCAACUGGUGGUCCUUCCCGGCCGUGGGCUUCAACGCCAUCCUGGAGGGGAUGGAGGGGAUGGAUGGGACUGCCAGAGAGCUGCCGGUGCACAAGUUCGAAGUGCUGCAUGCAGAGGCCAAACCCUUGGGGACGGUGGUGGUACCCAACAGCAUCUUUGGUUUGCCCAUCAGGAAGGACAUCAUCUUCAAGGUCUACACCUUUCAUCGUCGAAAACUCGCUGGCUACCUGGAUACCAUGAGCUUCUACAAAUGGGAAUGGCCAGGAUCCAACAAAAAGUUCCGCAGUCAGAAGAAGAGCGGCAAGGGCCGCAUGGGGCGGCGCAAGGCGCCCGGUCGCUGGGAAGGCACGCACUGCCACGCGCUGCGGCCCCGUGAUUGGGGCAAGACCAAGGUGAACGUGAGGGUCAUUUGGCAAGCGCUGAAGACGAUGCUCUCCGUGAAGUACGUGCAGAACUCUAUCACCGUAGUAGAUUCCUUCAACCUCCAGUCCCACAAGACCAAGCAUCUGGUGCAGCAUCUGCGUCGCUUGCUGGGGCACAGAUGUCAUAGCGCGCUGCUGGUGCAUGAGGGAAACCUGGACAUCAACGACAACUGCAGAUGGGCUGGCGCACACAUUCCAGCCAUCCGACGCGAAAACGUUGAGGGCGUCAGCGUCUACAACCUGCUGAAGUAUCACCACGUCAUCAUCACCGAAAUGGCUUUAGCAAAGUUGAUCAAGGAGAUACAGACCUUCCCCAAGAAAUUGGGAUGGCACCAGCGCUUCGCCACGCCAGAUGGCAAAGCUGCACCAGUGCCCUCCAAAGUGGAGGGCUGGAAUGCCGCCUGGGUGGAAAAGAAGGAACGCAUCCGGAACUCCGAGUUUCGUGCGCGGGAAUUCUUCAAAGAGUCCCUGAGAUGGAAAUGGUCCUCGGACCUGCGAGGUCCACUGAAACUGCCCAUGUCGGACAACUUGUCGGGCUUUCGGGUGAAGGAUUUCAUGCUGGAGCCCCAAAAGCCGGCCUGGGAGAAAUUGGAAAGUCUCUACGGCGACGAUGAGCCCUUGGAUGAAGAGAUGGAGGACGAGGAGUUCGACGACCUGCUCCAGCACCUGGACGCUCUGGAGACCGCCAAAGCGUCCUCCUCGUCGCUCAUGGGCAAAGAGGAGGUCAAGCAGCGGGGGCUUCGGCACCUGGCCACAGCACUGCAGGAGGGAGCAGCUGGGACCAAAAAGAAAGAAACCAAGGCGGACAUUGCUCCCUUCCGCGGCAUGCUGCUGGGCCUCUUCUUUGUGACAGUGGGUUUCUCCUUCGACGUGCAACUCAUCGCUCGGACCUUGGUGUCAUCAAGCAUGGCUGGGACUUGUGCCCUUGUGGCGCUGCGAGUGAGUAGCAAAAGACAGAUGCACAAAGAAGUGAAUCCAAGAAACCGAAACAUCGUAGCACAACUUCCGUUUCAAACCAAUCACUGGUUCACCGUGAUGCCGCUGCUGGUGGGCUUACUGGUCCUAAAGUCGGGCGUGGUGAUUCUGGUGAAACGUUCUGGUGGCCUCUCUUUCGCGUCCUCUGUGCAGGCCUCCGCGCUGCUGGCGCCGGGCGGUGAGUUUGCUCUGGUGCUCUUCCGCUUGGCCGAGCAGGAAUUGACCCUGUUGAUCCAACAGGCCUCCAGCUCGACGGAAGUCAUCAAGAUUCUUCGUGCGCAUCAGUUCCGCCGCAGAAGGGAUGGAACCAGGAUCAGCAAGUUACCUGCUGCACAUGGCAUACACGGAGCGAAGGACCUUCAGGAGGUCCUCAGCUUGGUGGAGACGCACCUGGAGGACGUGCCCUUGCGCGGCUUGAGCAACAUCCUUCUGGCGCUUGCACAUCUGGAAGAGCUCAGCGUCCCACAUCUGCCACUGGCCAUGCGGGUGGCCCAGCGUCUGAGUCGGCUUCUGCAAGCGGAGCCAUCGCGGGCCAAUCACCAGGACCUCUCGAAUUCCGCCUGGGCUGUGGCGCGGCUGGGGACGUUUUCGAAGUCGGCAGGAACCACCGGAGGCCUGGAAGCUGUCGAGUUCGAUGAGCUGCUGCGGCAGCUGUCCUUGUUGGUGGCCCAGGACAGCUUAUGCCACAGCAGCGGUUAUGCCACAGCAGCGGUACCAAUGCCCGUGGGACGCAUUAGUCGCCUGCGACACGAGGAGGAAGUGAGGAAGCGGCUGGAAGACGUCCUGGGCGCGGUGGCCCGUAGCGCCACAGAGAAGCUGCAAGCGCCGGAGAGCUUUAAGGCCCAGGAGAUCUCCAACAUUGCCUGGGCUUUUGCGAAGCUGAGCCUCGAACAGGCACCGCUCUUCGCGGCGCUUGCGGCCUCAGCCUCCGGACGGAUGAAGGAGUUCACCACGCAGAAUUUGUGCAACUUCUCCUGGUCCUUAGCGACCCUCAGCGUGGACACCCCAUGGCUGGACGUUUCGGAGGAGGCGCAACUGCGAAUGGUGGAAUUCAAUUUGCAGGGCCUGUCCAACCUGGUUUGGGCCUCCGCCAUGAUGCCGGGUCAACCGGGUCGACAUCGCUCACAGCACCGGCUCUUCCAACAACUCUCGGAUGAGUUGGUGGAGCGAUUGCUGGCCCAGGCUGCAGACAUCCCCGGAGCAGUGAGGAACACGCUGGGCGUCAUUUGGGCGCAAAGCUUCACGGAUCCGGCAGAGGGACGGCAGCUGACGUCCAAGGUGAAACCACAUCUCUUAGCCCUCGGCCGCAGCAAAGAUGCGGCAGCCGCGCGGAGCCGCGGAGCGGAAAUGCUGGCGAUGCCCAGGUCGCGGCCAGGACUGGUCGAUCCACAGGUGGUCCUGGAGUUGGAAGACCGGCUGGUGCUUGAGAAGCCGCCGGGCUGGGAAGUGGACCAGGACAAGGUCCAUCAGCCGUUCCGCGAGGACGACGCGGCGCGGCUGUCGGGCUUCAUGAAAGAGCGAUACCCAAGACAUCCGAUCUUCUCGGACAUCAAUGCCAGCUGCGGCUUUUUGCACCGCCUGGACGUGCCCUGUUCGGGCCUGGUCAUCGUGGCAAAGACCUACGAGGCCUACUACGACCUGCUGCUUCAGAUGAACUCCAGGGACACCAUUCGAGACUAUGUGGUGCUUUGCCACGGUCGCGUCAGCGCACCGGAGCUGACCCUCCGACAGCCGCUCUACUGGGCGGAGGGAACGCAUCUGCCCACCGUGGUGCGAGGCUAUGGGAAGCCAGCCACGACCAAGAUCAAGGUGCUAGCCCAUGGCACACGCCAGGUCGAAACAGGCGCCGCCUUCAGCCUGCUGCUGGUGCGCAUCCUCACCGGGCGCCGGCACCAGAUCCGCGCGCACCUGGCGUCCGCGGGGCAUCCACUGGUGGCCGAUGGGAAAUACGCCAACGAGCGCUUCGCGCAG